AGUUACUAUAGUAAUGACUAAUAAAGCAAAAAACAGAAUAGAGCAAAUAGCACAACAUUUGGAUUCGAAAAAGGAUGAAGCUCUCGAAAAAUCAGAAUGGAAGGAUACUAUUCUAGAAAUAAAAAAGAGACAGUAUCUCAAUCGGACCGCAGAUCCUGAUGAUCGAGGGUACAUACGACAGAAAACAACAGGCAAGCUCUGGGUGCGCGAAAGGAUUGGUCUAUUUUUGGAUAAAGGCAGUUUUAGAGAGAUUGGUAGCAUCGCGGGCAAUGCAAGGUACAGCAAGGAUGGUUCGUUGCAGAGUUACACAGGAGCCAAUUUCGUUGCUGGAAAGGGUACAGUAGCCGGAAGGGAUGUCAUUGUGGGGGCUGAUGAUUUUGCCAUCCGAGGUGGGCAUGCAGAUGGUGCUGUUUGGGGAAAAUCUUUGUUUGCUGAACAACUGGCUCGAAAACUUAAAAUACCUAUGGUAAGAUUAAUAGACGGAAGCAGUGGCGGAGGAUCUGUUACGUUAGUACUCGAUAAAGGAGCCACCUAUUUACCUCCUCUAUUUGGAAUGCACGACAUGAUUGCCAGUCUAUCCGAGAUUCCUAUAGUAGCUGCUGCUUUAGGACCUGCUGUUGGAUUAGGAGCAGCCCGUGCAACGCUCACACACUUUUCCGUGGUUUCAAAAGACAUUGGAUCCUUAUUUGCAGCUGGACCUCCUAUCGUUGAGAAUGCAACAUUUGAAAAUGUGAGCAAAGAAAGCUUGGGAGGCGCUCUUGUUCAUACUGCAAAUGGAACAUUUGACAACUUAGCCGAAUCUGAACAGGAUUGCUAUGAUCAAAUACAUCAUUUUUUAAGCUACUUACCUUCAAAUACCGGACAGCUGCCGCCUAUAGAGACAACGUAUGAUCCUGUUGAUCGACGGGAUGACGAGCUACUGUCGAUCAUUCCCAAGCGACGCCAACGGAUAUACCAAGUUCGGGAAAUCCUGACGCGUGUUUUAGAUAAGAGCUCCUGGUUUGAAAUUGGAUCACGAUGGGGUGAUGGGGCCGUGUGUGGUUUAGGUAGGCUUGGUGGAUAUGUCGUGGGCAUAAUCACUUUUGACUGUACGCUAAAAGGAAGCGUCAUAUCCGCUGCCAGCUGUCAAAAGUUUAGGCGUCACAUUGACUUGUGUGAUACAUUUGGUAUUCCCAUAAUCAAUUUUGCGGAUUAUGCAGGAUUUGCUGUGGGCACCAAAGCAGAAAAGGAAGCGACCAUCCGACAUGGAUCCACACUGACCGCAGCAUUAUACCAAUGUGACGUGCCUUACUUUAGUGUUGUGCUUCGUAAAGUGUUUGGUGUUGCCGGAGCUGCAUUUGUAGAUAAUCGUGUGCCAAACAUGCGCAUCGCAUGGCCAAGUGGUGAUUGGGGAAGCUUACCUUUGGAGGGUGGUAUUUAUGCUGCCUACAGACGUGAACUUGAAGCUGCAGGUGACAAACGUCACGAGCUUUAUGAAAAGAUAAUGGCUCAAUUUGAAUCUGUUCGAUCUCCUAUUCGCACUGCUGAAAUAUUCGACAUGCCCGAAAUCAUAGACCCUCGCGAUACAAGACCUAUCUUGUGUGAAUGGGUUAAGUUGGUGUAUGACCAUACCUUACCACAGCGAUUAGAAAGAAUUAAGGCUCAGGGGCCUCGUAUACUCUAUCGCCCUUGAACUGUAUGGGACGCCUACUAUCGAAUCUCAAGAUGAUCUCAUUAUAUAUAUUAUGCAGAAAAAAUGGUACAGUCAAUAAAUAAAGGUGAUGGGAUAUUGAUCUCUAGUGUUACCACGUGUCAUUUUCAGUAAAACUCUUAAAAAGGAAAUUAGAUUCGAGCGAAGGGCUAGGUUAAGAAAGUAAGAGGAAAUGAUGCAAAGAGAAAAGAGAGACAAAGGAAAAAGUAAGAAAAAAAAAGAGAUAACCAUGGUAUCUCCAAGGUUACUGACAGCAUGCAAAAAGGGCAUGUGUAUAAAUAUAUGUAUGACAAAAACAACUGAUGACGACAAGUAAACAUUU
This is a messenger RNA of Rhizopus microsporus ATCC 52813, 2012 nucleotides long. RefSeq names its product propionyl-CoA carboxylase. The coding region runs from base 14 to 1672 and encodes 552 amino acids. Gene Ontology annotation, molecular function: propionyl-CoA carboxylase activity. The record is from RefSeq and is a predicted model, not a curated record. The transcript has 5 exons. NCBI's taxonomy places the organism in Eukaryota, Fungi, Mucoromycota, Mucoromycetes, Mucorales, Rhizopodaceae.